AUGGGCGGGACAACUGUGUGCCGGCCCUGGCGGCUUGAGCUGGGGUGCCAAGUUGUGCACGACGCCCAGGCUCGUCUCCAGGCGCUGCUGUCAGAGCUGCCGCGGAUGCACGCGGCGGCAAAAGCAAAGGCGUCCCGCCUUCGGCACCUCCCCGCUUUUGCGUCCGCAGCUGAAGAAUCAUACGCACAAAGCGCGAAUCGGCGGCGGGAUCGGGUUGUUUGGAAAACCCGCCACUGGGGCGUGCGGCCCGCUUUUUACCUCGUGGAGGCUGAAACGACAGGAAUGGGCAGGCGGGGGACGCCUGGGGCCGUGCCUGCCCCUGGCGGACGUCUCUUGGUGUCUCGCCGCAGUCCGUGCCUGGACGCAAUUUUUAUUUCUCGUGAAGCCUUCGUCCGUCCCAGUGGCGCUCCCGCCCGGGACGUGCGUGUGUGUGUGUUUCCGCGAUGGGAGACUGGGAGAGAGAGAGUGAGAGAGCUGUGGGCCUGUGGCGACCACGACACCUUCCUCCUCCGUGGGGCAAAUAAAUACGGCCCUGAAAUGCCUCCCUCCCCUCCCUCCCUCACUGCACUGCACUGCCCGUGCCUUGUGGCAUCGGACGCAGCGGCCGGGAAAAAAAGGCUAAACGUGCCGCCUAUUCGAAUGUUGCUUCACGUACUGACAUGCCGCAGCAAGGAAGGAUGCAGUGAAGAGGAUCGUGAGGGACGGUAUUGCGGGCACUUUUCGCAUCUCCGCCUUUUCUCACUACGCAAGAGGAACAGAGGAAGACCACACUAA
This is a messenger RNA of Trypanosoma conorhini, 774 nucleotides long. RefSeq lists its product as uncharacterized. The transcript has a single exon. The coding region runs from base 1 to 774 and encodes 257 amino acids. The record is from RefSeq and is a predicted model, not a curated record. NCBI's taxonomy places the organism in Eukaryota, Euglenozoa, Kinetoplastea, Trypanosomatida, Trypanosomatidae.